AUGAUAAAACUCGUCUGGAUCGUCCUUUUCUUCGCCGUCGUACGUUUUUUUUUUGGGGAAAAUAUAAACGUUUGUCUAUCAUUUGUACUAUCAAUACUGUUAAAAAAAAAUAAGAUAUUUUCUUUUUCUAGAAAAAAAAAUUCAUAUUCUUUUGUUGCCGGAAUUCAAAGCUCACUAUUUUUUAUAAGAAAAAUCGACUUGUUUAGCAAUUUUUGAGUGAUCCCUAUAGAGGUUAAGAGUAGAGUUCUCAAAACCGAACGUUCAAAAAAAAUGACCGUUUGAAAAAAAUGAACUUUUUUUCAUUUUUUUCGAUAGUUUAGGAUAUAUCAUUUUUCAAACGUUCAACCAAAAAGUUCGAAAAAUCGUUUUUCUUAUAAUAAUGAACGUUUGCUUUUUCACAUAAAAAAACGGACGUUCGUUUUUUUGAACGAACUGUUUUGAAAAUGGAAAAAUGAACGUUCAUUUUUUUGAACGAACUUUUUGGAAAAUGAAAAAAAUGAACGUUCAUUUUUUUGAACGAACUUUUUGAAAAUGAAAAAAAUGAACGUUCAUUUUUUUGAACGAACUUUUUUACGAACGGAAAAUGAACGUUCAUUUUGGUUGAACGUUCAAAAGCAAACUUGAACCAAAAGUUUGGUUUCAACAUUUGUUCGAAAAUGUUUGGUCGAACGUUCGUUCGAACGUUUGGUUUUGAGAACUCUAGUUAAGAGGGAUGAGCAGCCCCUAUAGAAGCCGAAAAAGGGAUCCCUACAGGGGUGAAAUCAAAUUGGUCCUUAUAGGGGUUUAGGGUUUGACCUCCUAGCCACUGAAGCUCAAGUGGACCUUAUAGGGGUCUUUCAAUCUCAUUCAAAAAACGCUUAUUUAUUUAAUUUUUUGCGUGAAGUUCAUAAAAAUCAUCGAAUGGUUCCCUAUAUGGGCCACUUUUGCAAGCUUAAAGGCAUAGGGGCAGUUAAAAAUGGGGUUUCAGGUGAAAGCAGUAUCUUGUAUAGUUUUUCUUUGCGAAUCGAAUGGUGUACUCAAAAAAAUUACAGAUGUGACAACUCUAGAAGAAAAACGCGAUUUCACUUUCCCGCCUUUGAUUUUGAAAAAAGCUUUGGAUCGGUAUGCAGACAAAUGUUUACAGUAGCCGUGCACGCGAUGUUGCGGACGUCUCAUUAGACUCGCAUUUUGUGUGAAACAACCGUCUAUCUGCUUCAAAUUAAGGGUUUCUUCUCUGAGAAAUCGAUUAGGAAAAAGGAAAACACACAUUGACAAUAAAGAAAACACAAAUAAUCGCUAUCCCAAUCGAAACCUAUGUAAAAUCAUCAUUUUUCACCAGAAACGCUUUUUUUCGAUCAAAGUUUGCAAUUAUACAUGAAUAGAAAGCUUAUGCGACGAAAAAGACUUUGGUGACAACAGAAAAAAUUGAGAAUUGAAAGAAACGAAGAAAAAAGCGAAAAUCCAAAAAACGGCGAAGCCUGUUGUCCAUAGAGCGAUUUUACUGCAAAGUGCUCUUUUUGCGGGAACUCAAACUUUCCUCCCUCCGACUUUGAAUUAUUUUUUCUCUGAAACUAGGAACUUCUGUACGUUUCCAAAUUCACCGUUCGAUUCGCAAUGAAAAGCUAUACAAAGUACUGCUUUGAACUGAAACACCGUUUUUUACUGCCCCUAUGCCUUUAAGGGACCCCAAUAGGGUAGGUAGAUCGAAGUGAACUCGUUGGGGUUCACACUGAUCUGUGAAUAAAUUAUUAUUGUAGGUAAAGUGGUCCCUAGAGGAGACCCUCCAAAGGCCUCUAAGGUUGGCUCUAUAGGGACCACUCUGGAGAUUCUAAGUUAGUAUAAACCGUUCGCAUUUUGAAUCUCAAAUAGAAUGACGUCAUUAGAAUAGGCUCUGUGGAUGGCUCGUUCUCUGAUUGGUUUAUGACGUCAUUAGGGGCGGAGCUUGGGCUAUGAGUUGACUUUUUUUUAAAUGACUCGACUAUAUUGGAAAAAAAAAAUCAUUUCAAAAAUUUUAGGCUUCCGCCCACGUUCCCUCCUCUCGUCACCAUGUUUCGAGGUUAGUUGGAAAAUUAUAUUUUCAAUUUUUCAACAGGACUUGUUCUGAAAGUCCCGUUCAAAAACUAGAUUUUUAGUUUAAAAAUCUCCAAAAUUCAGAAACCGCCGCUCCACCAUCAACCACCGUAACUGGCUAACCAAGGAGCAAAAAGAAGCGAUUAAAGAUGUUAGAGAUAUUUUUUUCUUCUCAAAAAAAUCAAUUUAUUCAGGAGCCCGCCGAAAGCUGCACUUUCGCCAAAAAAGCGUUCUUGAUUAUGAAAAAGGAAACAGAUGAAGAGUUUGACGAUUGGAUGACAACUUAUAAUAAAACUUGCAAACUCUGGUUGCAACAGGUAAUAUUUGAAAAAAAAAAUCUCAAGUUUAAGCGAUUUUGUAAUGACAGGGUCACCUUGUAGAAAAAUUUUCGUCUCUUAAAAUCAAUUUCUGAACGCAAGCCAGAAACAGAAUAUAAAAAAGUCGCUUCACAAAAUUAUAGGGCUUUUCAAUCAAGGGGAAAACCUAGGAACCCAGAGUGGUCCCUAUAGGGGCGAUCUUAGAGCCUUUGGAGAGUCUUCUUUAGGGACCACAUUACCAACCCCUAUAGAGGCCCCUUUAGGGGUUUUAGAUGGUGGCCCCUAUAGGGGUCCCUUAAGCUUGCAAAAGUGGUCCCUAUAGGGGACAUGCUAGUCGAUAAUUGUUAUGAACUCUAAAAGAAGAAGCAUUUACCUAAGUUAAACGGAAUAAAUAAGCGUUUUUUUAAUAAAAUUGAGAGACCCCUAUAGGGUCCACUUUGAAUGUUAAGGGGCCAGGACCUAAAUCUCUAUAGGGACCACCUUAAUUUUACCCCUAUAGGUACCACUUUUUCGGCCCCUAUAGGGGUUGUUUCCGCCCAUAACCCCUAUAGGGACCACUCUGGAAUUCCCAAGACGAAACAAAAAGAAAAAAGAUUUCAGACCUUUCAAAAACUUUUUGAGUUCACUUGUCCAAUUUAAAAAUACCUGCCAAAAAUUUAAAUUAUUACAAAAAAUAGAGUACCAAAAAAAUCUGACGAUUUUAAAAAUUUAAAGCUACACCUUUUGUUCAAAACACUUCUCGACUUAUUGAAUGGAGCGCAUAAUUUUUUUCUGAGUUCAAAACUCAAAAAAAAAAAUUCAGAAGCCGUUCGAAGACAUCUACUCGAGAUAUUUGAUGUUCACGUGGGACCGAGAAUUCGAAAAAGCCAAUAAAGUCUAUCUCGAGGGCAAGGAUUUGCUCAGCGACGUGGAAAAGGCCAAAGUCGAGCUGUGGGCGGUGAUUUUCAAAGAAAUUUGUUGAAAAAAUCAUGAUUUUUCAGUCAGAAUGCCAACAAUUCACCAGAUACUUCCUCUCACUUGGUGUAAAUCCAGGUGAAAUCUGGAAUUUUUCCCAAAAGAAAUUCUGAUCACUCAGGAAUUUCAGAGUGGUCCCUAUAGGGGUUAGAGGAAAAAACAGCCCCUAUAGGGGCCGAGAAAGUGGUCCCUAUAGGGUUUUAGAGUCUGACCCCUUGGCCCUAAAGCUUAAGGGGUCCCUAUAGGGAUCUUUCAACUUCUUUUAAAAAACGCUUGUUUAUUUAAUUUUCCCCAUGGAAAUGCUUCUUCGCAUUCAUAAAAGAAUUAUAGAUUUGCAUGUCCCCUAUAGGGGCCAUUAACUAAAACCCCUAUAGGGACCACUUUUUCAAGCUUCAGUGGCACCUGAAGGGGUUGCUAAAGUGGUCUCUAGAGGGGACGUUUCAAUGUUACCCCUAUAGGGACCACUCUGGAGUUCCUGAGGGGUCAUAUAAACAUAAAAAUAGCGUAUAAACACAGAAGAGACGCAGAGAAGUCAGAUUUUUCUUCUCAAUAUGUAAUAAAGUAAAAUUUAAUAAUUUAAUUUCAGAACACUGCAAACGGGAAGUUGAAAAAUUCCAAGAACGUGUUCUGUCCGACUUCAUCAAGGACGAAUUUUCCAGGUUUUUUCUCUUAAAAUUAUGAAAAUCACUAUUUUGAAGUUACUUUCAUCAUUAUAUACCUCAUUCGAAACAAAUUAAAAGCUCUGACCGCACGUGGAAUGGCUCGACGCGGUUAAAUUUGAAAUUUCCAACAAAAAGCUUUUUCGGACCGCAACGCGACCGCGACGCAUUGACUCAUUCAUAGUGAUUUUUCAAAAAUUCAAAUUAUCAUAGUUACAGGAUCGUGAAUGACUCUAACGAGGACGAGUAA
Messenger RNA from Caenorhabditis auriculariae, 4229 nucleotides. The record is from the annotation of a GenBank genome assembly. Lineage: Eukaryota; Metazoa; Nematoda; Chromadorea; Rhabditida; Rhabditidae.